AUGCUGCAUAAGGCACGUUGGGGCGCCGCCAGCGCCUUCCCCCGCCCGCGCCUUCUACCGCCCGCUCCUUCCCCCGCCCGUUCCUUCCCCUGCCCGCUCCUUCCGCCGCCCACGCUUCCCGUGCCCGCGCCUUCCCCCGGCCGCCCCUUCCCCCGCCCGCGCCAUUCCCUGCCGGCGUCUAACCCUGUCCACGCAUUCCCUCCCUUGUCGGCGCCUUCCCUGCCCGCACCCUCUCCUGCCUGCGCCCUCUCCUGCCCGCGCCUUCUUCUGCCCGCGCCUCCCCUGCCCGCGCCUUCCCCUGCCCUCACCUUCCCCUGCCCUCACCUUCCCCUGCCCUCACCUUCCCCUGCCCUCACCUUCCCCUGCCCUCGCCUUCUCCUGCCCUCAACUUCACUCCCCUGCCCUCACCUUUCUCCUCGCAUAACUCGUCCAUGCCCCUGUCUCUUCCUGCCCACAUGCAGGCAUGGGCAGUUCGCCUAUGGCCUGGAAUCCCCCUCUCUGCUGCCCCCCAAUUCCAUCUCUCUUCCACAGGGACCUUCCCAACCCGAAAUAUCUGACUCCAUCUCAUGGUCCCCAUCUCCCCCUGCCCACAUGCAGGCAUGGCAGUCAGCCUACGGGCUGGACUCCCCCUCUCUGCUGCCGCCCAAGGCCAUCUCCCUCGCGCGCAACCUCCCGCCGCCCGCCCACCUGGAGGACAGCACCACCCGCACGUCCGCCAAACAGGGCGCCGAGAGGGCCGGGGUGGCGUGGGCGGUGUCGGGCGGCAACGGCUCGUAUGCGCGCCCAGCCUUUUCCACCCCAUGGUCCCACCUCACUCCAUUACCUCCCCCCUUUCUCUCCUCCCCUCUUCACCAGGUGUACGGCCCGAACGACAGCAAUUUGGCUCUCACGCGCUCCGUGCAGCGCGACAUCUGGCUCUCGCAGUUCCCCCCGGGCUUUUGCGAUGGAAAACGCCUGCUCAUUGUGCCCUGGGUGCUGGACAGUGGUUCGCAAGGGUUGGGAGGUUUGGAGGGGCUGGCUCUGCAGGUGCAUUUGAUGGGUGCGCUGCUGGGGUUGGCAGUGGAGACAGGGCGAGUGCUCGUCCCAGUCUCUGGCUCCUUCAGCUAUGCCAACAAGUCUGCUUGUAAAGCCAUGGGCAAGCAGGGCCAAUGGGGGUGCUACUUCUCCCCCAUCGCCUCCUCUGACUGCUCCAAGCGCGCUCAGAAGGAGAUGCAGAGCGGUUCACUGCGGUCGUGGUGCAGCGGCACGCACAUUCGCAAUGUGGCCCUCUCAGCGGAGCCCCUUGUCUGUGCGCUGGUGCGGGCCCAGGCCACCCGAUUCCUCAUGCGCUGGCCCUCGCUGCAUCUCUGCCACGUCACCAACCUCAUCCCCCACGUCAGCAUCAGCCACCACGUAGCUGCCAGGCUGGCAUUCUUCGAGGACACGCAAGCAGAGAUCAUAAGAGACGUGGCUGCUGACACGGCAGGGGAAAGCACGAGGUCAGAUGUGAGGAAGAGCAAACAGGCGAAGGACCUGCAAGGCAUGGAGUUGGGUAAGGAGGUGGAGAUCGAGAGUGUAAACAAGGUUUUCUAG
Molecule: messenger RNA, 1572 nt
Organism: Closterium sp. Naga37s-1
Lineage: Eukaryota; Viridiplantae; Streptophyta; Zygnematophyceae; Desmidiales; Closteriaceae
Source: the annotation of a GenBank genome assembly